This is a messenger RNA of Ahaetulla prasina, 1444 nucleotides long. RefSeq names its product YEATS domain containing 4 (gene YEATS4). Bases 173 to 856 code for a protein of 227 amino acids. Lineage: Eukaryota; Metazoa; Chordata; Lepidosauria; Squamata; Colubridae. The record is from RefSeq and is a predicted model, not a curated record. Gene Ontology annotation, biological process: regulation of DNA-templated transcription. The transcript has 7 exons.
CUCACCCGGAAGCUAUUGUACGAGGGUUGCGGACUUGUCCCAGGGCGCGGACGCCGGGUUGCGGAGAGAAAGGAAGAUUUCCCUGGUCUCGCGGCCGGUGGGCGGGCAGAUGAGGCCGGCCUUGCCCUGGCUGCGCUAGAGCGGCGCGAGGAGCCUUCCCUUCCGGUGCAAUAUGUUCAAAAGAAUGGCUGAGUUCGGGCCUGACUCUGGUGGGAGAGUGAAGGGUGUAACUAUUGUAAAACCCAUUGUUUAUGGUAAUGUUGCCCGCUAUUUUGGCAAGAAACGAGAAGAAGAUGGGCAUACACAUCAGUGGACAGUUUAUGUUAAGCCCUACAGAAAUGAGGAUAUGUCUGCUUAUGUAAAGAAAAUCCAGUUCAAGUUACAUGAAAGCUAUGGUAACCCACUGAGAGUGGUAACUAAACCACCAUAUGAGAUCACUGAAACAGGUUGGGGUGAAUUUGAAAUCAUCAUUAAGAUAUUUUUUAUUGAUCCUAAUGAAAGGCCGGUGACUCUGUAUCAUUUGCUGAAGCUGUUUCAGUCUGAUACAAAUGCCAUUUUGGGAAAGAAAACUGUUGUUUCUGAAUUUUAUGAUGAGAUGAUUUUUCAGGAUCCUACUGCUAUGAUGCAGCAACUGCUAACUACAUCUCGUCAGUUAACACUUGGUGCUUAUAAGCAUGAAACAGAAUUUGCCAGUGUAGAAGUAAAAACUCGAGAGAAGUUGGAAGCUGCUAAGAAGAAGACCAGCUUUGAGAUUGCAGAACUUAAAGAAAGAUUAAAAGCAAGCCGUGAAACUAUCAACUGUCUAAAAAAUGAAAUAAGGAAGCUUGAGGAUGAUGAUCAAACUAAAGAUAUAUAAUACCUAUUUACUACUUUAAGAGACUUCACAUGAAACUUAUUUUGAUCAUGGAACCAAUAUCACAUUCCCUUUUCUGGGAAGAACUGCAUAUAGGCAUUCUGGAAUGAACUUUUUUUUGUGGACAAAAGGAAAAAAAAUCAGUAUGUGACAUUUCACCAAGUAUUUUAAUUUUUUUUAGAAAAUAAGCAAUAUUUUCAUGGUUUUAAGUUGCAGUUGUCUUCACUUAUUUUUAAAAAUGACUUUCUCUAAAGAAAAAAAGAAUAUAUUGCUGUUACAACUUGUUCAUGUUCUGAUGUAUUGAGGAGUAUGUGAAAUCCUUCUAUGAUAUUGUUAUUAAGUGUGUAGCCAAAAUUCUACGUAAUUACAUAAACCAUCACUACCUUAAGGAGAAAUAAAACGAUACUAUAGGCAGCUAAACCAAGACUUCUAUUAUUUUGUUUCCAGAUUUCUCAGAAACUUGAGAUAGAACCGUACAAAGAAAUAUCAAUGGUAGGUUUACCCUUACAGAGGAUAAAACUGAUCAUGACUCUAUUUGGAAACUAUUGUCUGUUGUUGUAGAGUUCCAGUAAUAAAAGUAAUAUGUGAAAA